AUGAGGCCGCCGAUGAGGUCCAGCAUAGCCUGUCUAAGAUGCAGGAAAUUCAAAAUCAAAUGCGAUAACGACAACAUGGGAUCGCCUUGCGGCACAUGCAUCAAGGCUGGACACAAGUGUGAGUAUCGCGACCCAACGCCUCUCCCGGCGAGACGAGCAGAACCGCCGACCGCAAAAAAGCAGGAGAGUGUAGUCGGGAACGACCGGAAGCGAGUGAAGAAGCCCAAAGACACAACCUCCUCCGACGGCCGUACUGUGGCAGCGCUUGCUCAGGAAGUGCUUUCAGCGCCCUAUCUCACCGUAGACCUAUGGCAUCAACUCUUCGACAUCUACAAGCUCCACUUCGCUGCCGAAAUCUCCUUCCUGCAUUUCCCAACGCUCAAGGUCAUCAUUCGCGACAAGGACAUCAAGAAGCCGUCAACCGAAUCAGAUCUGAUCCUGUUGGGUAUUCUGGCACUUACGGCAAGAUUCCACCCUGAUUUGGUCAAAGAUGUGGCGCACAUCACCCAUGGCAAAACGGCGGGCCCGAAAUCUCGCGGUACUCUACCCAGGCCAGAGCUUUCAAUGGCACCGGAGUACUUUACAAAUGUUCUUAUAAAAGCGCUGGGACCGCUUGAAUCAGCCUUGACAACAGCUACCGUCGUCCAUGUCCAGGCUUUUCUCAUGCUCGGCGUCUACAAUUGGAGCCAGCCAAAUGGGGGCCAGGCUGCAUGGAUGUACAUUGGCGUCGCCAUACAGAUGGCUCAAGUCUUGAAAUUGGGGGUUGGAGACAAACCAUUGAGCGGCAAGCGAACUUGGGCACCGUCUCCUGGGCCAGGUAAAUCGACACAAGUACCCUCGGACCGUUGGAGAGACCAAGAGAUCAGGCGCCGUACUAUGUUCAGUUGCUUGGUACUGAACCGCCUGUUAUCCUGCAGAUCUGAUCGGGUUUCCAUGGUCAGGUCCGACGAUCUUCAAAUCCAGCUGCCAUGCACCCAACACGCUUUCGAUCUCGGCCGCAUCGUCUAUACCGGAUUUAUGCAAAAGAUGGGACAUGAGAUGGAAUCACCAAUUGACGACAGCGUCUUGAGCCGAUUCGUGCAACUGGUUGAUGUCUGGGGCGACAUUACCAAGUACAGUCUCGCGGGCGGCCGCUAUACGGAAUCACUUCCGCCGUGGGAUGAAGAGUCGGCUUUCAACCAACUGCGAGUGAAAGUAGAUACCUUUUACAAUCACCUUCCAGACGAGUUCACCUGGUCUAGAUCGAACUUUUUGAAACACGAUAACAGCAUAUAUGUGUCACUGCACAUGCUGGGUGCUCUCUGCAAGAUCAUGCUGCAUCGCGAAUACAUCCCUUUCAUCGCCAUCAAUUGCCCCGAGCCGAUUGGUCCUCUGGACGAGCCCGUGUUCGAUCCCGAGACUGUUCCCAACCACUUUUGGGAGCGAAGCGCAGAGCAGGUCUUCAAAGCUGGAAGGGAAAUCAUCGACCUCAUCUCGACAUGCAGAGACAAACUUCCUCAUUCGACGCUGGUCAUAUUCGCGAUUUGGCAAGCAGCGUUUGUGGUAAUAUACGCACGGCACUACCCUCACAUGGAUACUCAAAAUCACAUGGUCAGCAAACAGGAGAUCGAAGAACGGAAUCCGGGAACCAUGUCUCGGAACACGCAGACGGGGAACACCAGUAUCGCUUUCCAAGCAUUGACCAAGGUCGCACUUUACUUUAGCAUGGCCUCUAACUACGUCACGUAUUUCAAAGACCUUGAUCAGUAUCUCACCAAGGUCUACUCCGACUACACGAAUCGAGAUUCGAGGAAGAGCGGGGAUGGUUCUCCAACCAUUCGACUGGGUGGAGGUGGCGGCGGACUGGAAGAGUGGAGGGUAAAGGCCGACGAAAUUCGGGAGCCAUGUCUGAGACAUGCAGACGGGAAACACCAGCAUCGCUUUCCAAGCAUUGAGCAAAGUUGCGCCUUAAUAUAG
This is a messenger RNA of Colletotrichum godetiae, 1956 nucleotides long. RefSeq names its product fungal-specific transcription factor. Gene Ontology annotation, biological process: DNA-templated transcription; regulation of DNA-templated transcription. Gene Ontology annotation, molecular function: DNA-binding transcription factor activity, RNA polymerase II-specific; zinc ion binding; DNA binding. NCBI's taxonomy places the organism in Eukaryota, Fungi, Ascomycota, Sordariomycetes, Glomerellales, Glomerellaceae. Gene Ontology annotation, cellular component: nucleus. The coding region runs from base 1 to 1956 and encodes 651 amino acids. The transcript has a single exon. The record is from RefSeq and is a predicted model, not a curated record.